AAAAAUUAUCUCAAAUAUUAAAACAGAUAGAAAGUACAUCGGUUCAUUGCACUCCUUUUAGGGGUGCAUUAUAUAUACAUAAAAGAACUUAAAAAAUAAAGUUUAAGGUCCAUUGAACAUGCCAAAUUGCUCAAAAGAGAAAUUAAAAUUAUGGAUUUCAACAGUGGAAUCUUUCUUGUUCUUUUUUUUUCCUUCUUUUAAAAGAGAACAAAGAAAAAGUAAAUAAAGUGGUAGUAAUAGUAAAGUAAUAUUCUCUUGUCUAUAAUUUGUAGUAGUGAUCUUUAUAAUAUCAUGUAACAUUAUUCUUUCACUAUUUCAAAUUCAAACCCCAAAACAAGCCAAAGAAGAAAGAACCAAAAAAAUGAAACCAUUCAAGAAACUCCACCACCACCAUCAUCAUCAUCAUCAUCAUAUUUUCCUUCUCAUAAUUCUAACAAGUUUUUCUUACUUAACAUCAUAUGCCAUUAAAGAUUCUCUGACAAUUAGUACCUGUGGAAAAAUCCCAAUUCAAGAACCAUUCUUACCAAUUCAAAGUUCAAAUCUUUCAUCCCCAUUCAAUCACAUGCUCCUCUGUCAAUCUCAGAAACUGUACUACAGAACCUCAGUAGGCCUUUACCCAAUCUCCUCCAUUAAUUACACCUCUAAACUUGUUACUAUUUCUGACAAUACUUGUUCUUCUUCUUCUUCUUCUUAUUCAUCUCAUCACACUUAUGUUUCAAUCUCAGCUGGUUUUCCAAAACCAUCAAAACCCAACUCACUUCUUCUCCUCAAUUGCUCAAACAGUAAAAGUACUAACAACAGUGUCUGUCUGUCAUUAUUACAAACAUGUGGUGUGCAUGAAAAUGUUGUUGACAAAAAAAGAUGUUUUGAUAGCUUAUUCAUUAAUGAUUUUGAAAAACUUGACAUGGGUUUUCAUCCUAGAGACUUGAAUUGCUCACAUUACACUAGAUUGUACUAUGAUGAUGAUGAAUUUGACAAUCCCAAAUUGGGGAUUAGGGUUUCUUUUGAUGUGCCUGAUCAUGUGCCUAAUAUUUGUAAUGAAUGUGAAAAAACAAAUGGAAAUUGUGGUGUUGGAUUGAGGUGUAUGUGCCACCCAAAAGAGUGUAAGGACAAAGUAAUUUCUAAAGGUGAAUCCAUAUAUGGUGUUGGUAAAAAUAUGUUGGUCAUUUUGGUUUCUUUUCUAGUAGUUAUGUUUUCAGUUUAAUUUUGAUUAUGUAAUCAAGUAAUUAUUAUUAUGUUAUAAUAUAUAUUCAAUAACUAAAAUAAGUUUUCUAAUAU
Messenger RNA from Cannabis sativa, 1278 nucleotides. RefSeq lists its product as uncharacterized. The transcript is spliced from 2 exons. Lineage: Eukaryota; Viridiplantae; Streptophyta; Magnoliopsida; Rosales; Cannabaceae. Bases 362 to 1204 code for a protein of 280 amino acids. The record is from RefSeq and is a predicted model, not a curated record.